Entelurus aequoreus (snake pipefish) is the source of this 1762-nucleotide messenger RNA. RefSeq names its product NMD3 ribosome export adaptor (gene nmd3). The record is from RefSeq and is a predicted model, not a curated record. Lineage: Eukaryota; Metazoa; Chordata; Actinopteri; Syngnathiformes; Syngnathidae. Gene Ontology annotation, molecular function: ribosomal large subunit binding. Gene Ontology annotation, biological process: ribosomal large subunit export from nucleus. The coding region runs from base 127 to 1641 and encodes 504 amino acids. Gene Ontology annotation, cellular component: nucleus; cytoplasm. The transcript is spliced from 16 exons.
GGCAGCUUCUGGGUCCUCAGGACUCGCGUUACGUCAUUCAGCCUUUCCGCACGGACCUCCGUGGGAAAAACGUGGCGUGAAAAAGUGUGGUUAUUAUUUCAUCUUAAAGUUACUAUCGGGUCAAUAAUGGAGUACAUGCAGUCUGUUGGCACACCCAACCAGGGAAAUAUCCUGUGCUGCACUUGUGGCGUCCCGAUCCCCCCGAACCCGGCCAACAUGUGCGUGCCUUGUCUGCGCACGCAGGUGGACAUCUCGGAGGGAAUUCCCAAGCAAGUCACUGUGCAUUUCUGCAAGCAAUGUGAACGGUACUUGCAGCCUCCAGCCACUUGGUUGCAAUGUGCCCUGGAAUCCAGGGAGCUUCUCACUCUAUGUCUGAAAAAAAUUAAAGCCUCCAUGACCAAAGUGCGUCUUAUUGACGCUGGCUUCCUGUGGACCGAGCCACACUCCAAAAGGAUCAAGAUGAAAUUGACCAUACAGAAAGAGGUGAUGAAUGGUGCCAUCCUCCAGCAGGUUUUUGUAGUGGAGUUUGUUAUCCAGCCUCAAAUGUGCAGUGACUGCCACCGUGUGGAGGCCAAGGAUUUCUGGAAGGCUGUGGUUCAAGUCAGGCAGAAGACUGCUCAUAAAAAGACUUUCUACUAUCUUGAACAACUGAUCCUCAAACACAAGCUUCACCAGAAUUCCCUCAACAUCAAAGAAAUUCAUGAUGGCAUCGACUUUUACUACAGCACCAAGCAGCAUGGGCAGAAGAUGUUGGACUUUCUCCAGUGUACUGUACCUUGCAGAUCAAAGACAUCCCAGCGUCUCAUAUCUCAUGACAUCCACUCAAACACGUACAACUACAAGAGCACGUUCUCUGUGGAGAUCGUGCCUGUUUGCAAGGACAACGUUGUGUGCCUUUCACCACGCCUGGCUCAGAGCCUGGGGAAUAUGGGUCAAGUGUGCGUGUGCGUCCGUGUCACCAGCACCAUACACCUCAUUGACCCAAACAGUCUGCAGAUUGCUGAGGUGGAUGGGAACACAUACUGGCGCCAUCCCUUCAACAGCCUCUGUCACCCACGGCAACUGGAGGAGUUUAUUGUCAUGGAUAUUGACAUCAUCAGAAACCAGAAGCUGCCUGCCGGAGCCUGCAUGAGGUCCAAUAAGCACACCCUGGCUGAGGUGUGGGUACAAAAAACAUCUGAGAUGGACACCAGUCAGCAGUACCACUGCCGCACAUUCCUUGGCCACCUGCUUAACAUCGGAGACCUGGUCAUGGGCUUCGACUUUGCCAAUUCCAACGUCAACGACGAAUUCCUGAAUAAGAUGAACCCCCAUCAUGUUCCUGAUGUGGUGCUAAUCAAGAAGAGCUACGACCGCAGCCGUAGAGCAAGGCGCAGGAACUGGAAACUGCUGGAGAUGGCAAGAGACCGAGAAAGCCUGGACACGGAUGACGAGAGACAAUACCAGGACUUCCUGGAAGACCUGGAGGAAGAUGAGGCUCUGCGAAAGAAUGUUAACAUCUACAGAGAUGCCUCCAAGAUCCCAGUGGAGAGUGACACAGAAGACGACGGCGCACCGCGGAUCUCCUUGACGGACAUGCUGGAGGAGCUCAGCCUCUCUGAUGCCACAGGAGGCGAGGGGGCCGGCAUGAUGACCGAGUAGCCUUCACAGGGGAACUCUGCACAUAAGUUUUAUCCUCAACUUUCUCGUAUAUCAUGUUUCGUAUUGUACGAUUUGAAACAACUGAUCCCUAACAUCACAUUAAAAUACAUACUUCACCAUA